GCUCUACGAGUCUCCCGGCGGUAAGAAAAUCUCGGCUCAAGGCGCUUGACAGUUGAUCCCCUCUGCCUGGGUAACCUCCAGUGGGAUCGAGUGCGCGUCAGGGAGUCACACGUUUGUCGCCUAGAGUGAUAUUGCACUGCCAUUUAUUUGACACGUUUGAUCGCCUUGAGUGGUCUUCAAUUGAUUUGUUUCACACGUUUGUCGCCUAGAGUGAUAUUGCGCUGCCAUUCAUUUGACACGUUUGAUCGCCUUGAGUUGUCUUCAAUUGAUUUGUUUUGCUGGGUGCUUCCGAGGCAGUCUCAGCAAUCUUUCGUUAUGCCACACGUACGGAGUGCAAGUGCUCGCAUUAUGCGUCGGGCGCUGGCUGUUCAAAACGGAUACUGUGUGCAUUUACCUAUUCGUUUGCCUCUGGAUGGUUUGGUGCCACCUACGUGUCUCCCACCACCAGGGCUGGAGCGGGCGACUGCCGAUUUGGUUCUAGAUUAUCUCUUGUUGCGCGAUCCACCUGUUGUUAAACGCAGUUUGGAGGAGGAGGAGGAGGCUGACAUUAAGACUGUUUCGGAGAAUCUUUCUUGCCGUAUGCAGGCUUCUGAAUCGCUGGUUGAUGUUGGAGUGCAGACGGUUGAUGUUGCGGACUUUCAUUGUGAAGUCGGCUGUCAGACAGAUAGUGUCGUUGGGAUGGAGGGAGGAGCUUCAGGAGUUCUUCUUGGGAAAGUGACUGUGGCGGCGGAGGAGGAGCUGGAGGCACCCUCGAGUGCGGAGUCUUCUCCGAACGUGCAGUCUGAUUCUGAUAGCCGCGCCUUGUCAGGAGCGUCCCAGGGGUGUCUGAAUCGCCCCGUCACGCUCAAUGAGGUAUCGAAGGAGUCGCGCCAGAGGACUCGAGGGAGAGAUCGUGACAAGGUCAAGGGGACAUCGACGUGCUCUCAGGCCACCAUUGCCGAUGUCAAAGCGUGGAUUGACGCUGUUGCCAGCAUCAACGAGUUGAAUGCGAUCCAGUAUUUAAAGAACGGAAUGGAUUUGUUUGAUAAGCUGGUGACAGAACGUGGGUUCCCUACAAAGAAGGCCCAAAAAGAUUAUGCUCGGAAACUGUAUGAGAUGCUCCAGAAUGUGCAAGCGACGCUGGAGGAUCUUCUAGGAUUCUUCGAGGUGCACAGGUUCUUGACAGGACACCGCGCCGAGAUGGCCAAGUUUCUUGAGGUUUCCAAGUGCAGCGAUUACCGAAUAAUAUUCUUCGGACGCCCGAGGAGUUUCGACAAGUUGGGAUGAAGCUAUUCGUGCGCACUUGUAUGCAACUUUCGGUUUAGAACAGCGAAGGCUGUAAUGCUUGUAUCUCACCUGUUCUUGUUUUCCUCACUUUAUCUCUCUGUUUGACCUCUCGCUGGAGCCAUGAUGGCUCUACGGCCCGCUGUGGGCCCCACUGAGCGCUUCAGGUGUGUAAAGGGCAGGAGCCCCUC
Prorocentrum cordatum is the source of this 1454-nucleotide messenger RNA. NCBI's taxonomy places the organism in Eukaryota, Dinophyceae, Prorocentrales, Prorocentraceae. The record is from the annotation of a GenBank genome assembly.